AUGGCUCGUCCGGCCGCACAUGCUUUGCUCACUACGGUCUUUGCACGUGCGAUUAGUGCCAGUUUGGAAUUCGUCAGUCCACAACCUUACAAUCCAGACGACAACCUUAGCGACUUUCGAACAUACAAGAAAGGUCAAAGUAUGAUGGUAUUAUGGUCUGGAGGCGACCCAUUGGAGAAUGUGUCGAUAUCACUUGUUCAACAAGACUUUCAUAACUUAGUGUAUCCAGAAGCGCUGCGGGUGAACUUGGCAGGUGUGUCAGGAUUUGAAUGGGUCGUAGACACGGACAGAAAUCUUACAGAUUCGAACUUAUUCUCACUCGCUAUUACUGAAGGAAGAACUCAGAGCUCAGCCAGCCAAUACUUUUUUAUCGAGGAGGAUUCUGGUGAAGGGAGCGAUUCUGACUUGUCGUCGUCUUCGGCGAUAUCUCCUUCAACAACGUCAAACGGCGCAUCAACUGCAACAAGGACGGCAGCCUCAAACUCAGCAUUCGAGUCAACACUAGAAUCGACGUGGAUCUCAACACUAUACGAAACAGUGUCGACAUUACACAAGACACAGUCCACGACGAGAAUUGCAAUAUCAACAAGCUCAGAUUUGCCGACCAUUGAAACAAACGGACCUAACCUCCCCACCGAAUGGAUCACAAACAACGGCUUUCCGCUAGGAGCGAAGCUCAGCCUCGGCAUAGGGAUACCCGUAGCCAUUGUCCUCGGGCUUUCAGCUGGAUGGUUGAUCUUCCGUCGUCAAAAGAGAGAUAUUGCGGCGCACCAGCUACCUACUAGCGCGAAUGAACAACUUGAGCCCGAAAGAGGUCAUCACAAUUGUAGCAUAGACAGGCAUGAAGCGCCAGAUCUAGAUCUUCACGAGGCGGCAGCUACUCAUGUCCACGAAGCACCCCCAAACCAACUCCUAGAGAUAGGACAGUCAGAAGAGCAUGAUUCUACGCUUGAGUCGGUACGGUAUGAGAUGGAUGCCGGCUCUCCCAUUGAAGCUUACAACCAAAAUGUCAACCAAGGCAGAUAG
Alternaria burnsii is the source of this 1026-nucleotide messenger RNA. RefSeq lists its product as uncharacterized. The transcript is spliced from 2 exons. The record is from RefSeq and is a predicted model, not a curated record. The coding region runs from base 1 to 1026 and encodes 341 amino acids. NCBI's taxonomy places the organism in Eukaryota, Fungi, Ascomycota, Dothideomycetes, Pleosporales, Pleosporaceae.